UGUGCUCGGAGGGUCUGCUGGCUGCUGGCGCUGUGUCACUUCUCCCCGCAGGCCUCCGCUGUAGGUACGAGCUGGGGAGCCGAGCGGGUGUGCGCUGACGUGGGGCCUACUUUCUCUCUAGGUGAAACGGAACAUAGGCUCGGAAAUGCCAGUGGAGGGGAUGUCUGUGGUGGUCGAGGCGCCUGUGCCCUCUUAGGAAGCAAAUUUAUCUGUAGGAGCUGCUGGGCAAUCCAUGGUUGGAAGCAGGGUCUGCUGUAAGUGUGUGAGGGGAGGAGAGCAUUGUGGACCACACCUAAAGUUAAUAGCCACAAUGUCAAAUAAGGAGGUGAAGGCAGCAUUAAAGAGUGCUAGAGAAGCAAUACGAAAUAAAGAAUAUAAAGAAGCCCUAAAACAUUGCAAGGCAGUCUUGAAGCAAGAAAAAAAUAACUACAAUGCUUGGGUAUUUAUUGGUGUGGCAGCUACUGAGUUAGAACAGCCUGAUCAGGCCAAAGGAGCAUAUAAGAAGGCUAUUGAACUUGAACCGAACCAGUUACUGGCAUGGCAGGGAUUAGCAAACUUAUAUGAGAAAUCCAACCAAACAGAUGUCAAAGAAGACUUAGCAGAUGUUUACCAAAAGCUCUUGGAAUUCUAUGCAAGUGGUGACAAGCAGAAAUGGUGUGAUGUAUGUACGAAGCUUGUGGAGCUAUAUCAUCAAGAAAAAAAAUACUUAGAGGUGGCUGAAACAUGGCAGAAACUAAUAAACAUGAAGCAAAAGGAAGGUGCAGAAAAUACAGAACUUCAUCAGCUUUGGAAAAGGAUGAUCCAGUUACUGAAAGACAGUACACAGUACCAGGAUAAGAAGACUGAGCAGUUGCUUGUGACUGCAUUUGAACAUGCUCUGAAGUCUUUUGACACCAUUCCUGGUGAAGACCACCAAAACCUUUACAAGGACUUCAUUCAGUGCUUGUCAAAAUUUCCUCAUGAAGCAGCUAGGUUGGAAAAAGCCUGUAAUGAUAUGAUGGCUUUGUAUCCUUCUGUGAGUUAUCCUUUAGAAGUGCUUUGCUUGCAUUUUGUUCAGUCAGGUGCUUUGUCUGAAGAGGCCCUGUGCUGUUUUUCUAAGCUUUUGGAGAUGGACCCAAGUAGUGGUCUAAGCAUUAUUGGUUUUGGUGUAAAAAGCCUCCAAGAAAAGAAAUACAAGGAAGCUGUUAAAAGUCUUACUGAAGGUUUGCAGAAGACAAGCCAGUGUCCAGCAGCAUGGCGUUAUUUGGCAGAUGCACAGAUGAAACUGCACAAACACAGAGAUGCUGUCCUGUCCUGCAAUCAAGCUCUCAGGGCUCUUGGAACAUCUGAGGGCCCUAGUCAUCAGUGGAAGAACCUUAUACUCCAGCUGAAAGCAGAAGCUUUGAUUAAAAUAGAUGAUGCCAGUGCUGCAGAAGAAGCCAUUAAAGCAAUUGAGCAGAUCGUGGAUGCAAACAGUGAUCCAGUGCUUUUAGCUAUCAGUGGUCAGGCUUACCUAAAGAAAGGUUUAAUGGAUCAAGCUUCAAAGAUUUCACAAGAGCUUUUGUUGUCCCACCCUGACCUGGCUGAGUCACAUGCUCUAGAGGGUUUCAUCCAUUAUUCCCAAAAGAACUAUGAACAGGCAGAAAGAAGUUUUCUAAAUGCUAUUGAAAGAAAGGCUGAAACUGCAGAGUAUCAUCAGUACCUGGGGCUCACGUACUGGUUCAUGAGUGAUGACACAAGAAAAGACAAAGGAAAAGCACUCACUCAGUUCUUGAAGGCUGCAAAACUGGACAGCUACUUGGGAAGUGUCUUUCGUUAUUUAGGUAACUACUACAGAGACAUUGCUGGAGACAAAAGUAGAGCUCGUGGUUGCUAUAAAAAGGCUUUUGAACUGGAUGGAACCGAUGAGGAAUCUGGAACAGGAGCUGUAGACUUAAGUGUGGAACUUGGAGACAUGGACACUGCUCUGUCAAUCCUGAAUGAAGUAACUGAAAGAGCAAGUCCUGGUACAGCAAAAUGGGCCUGGCUUCAUCGUGGACUUUACUACCUGAGAACUGAUCAGCCGUCACAAGCAGUGGCUGAUCUGCAGGCAGCUGUCAGGGCUGAUCCGAAGGAUUCCAACUGCUGGGAGUCUCUAGGGGAGGCUUAUUUGAACAGAGGUAGCUACUCAACAGCUCUAAAAUCCUUCAGGAAAGCAAGUGAGCUGAACCCAGGGCUCGUGUACAGCGUUUACAAAGCUGCAGCAGUUGAGCAGAUUCUAGGGAAAUAUGAAAAUGCUAUAGCGACCUAUCAGCAAAUUUUAAAGGGUGAAGAAGAUUAUGUGCCUGCGCUGAAAGGACUUGGUGAAUGCUAUCUGAGCUUGGCAAGAUCAGCCCUUGAUAACUUUUUUGAUAGAAAGGCUAUGGAUUGCAUAGAGCAGGCUCUUGAAUUUUUUACAAGGGCAACAAAGCAACGUCCUGAUGUAUCUUGCCUCUGGAAACUGCUUGGAGAUACCUGUACUAGCGUGCAUGUUGCUUCACCAUCUAAAGUGUAUGUUCAAGUUCUAGGAUCCCUUCUGGGUAAAAAUGCAGCCACACGGAGGCUGAAGAAAAGUGAGCUGCUUGUACUGGGAGGAAGGUGUUAUGGCAGAGCUUUAAAACUGAUGCCUUUGCCUAGCAUAUGGUGUGAUCUUGGAAUAAAUUAUUAUAGACAAGCAGAGCACCUCACAGCGGUGGGAUCUGAUAUGAAUGAGAUCAGUGAACUGCUAGAGAAGUCUUUACAGUGUCUCAAAAAAGCUGUGAGGCUUGACAGCAAAAAUCAUCUUUAUUGGAAUGCACUUGGUGUGGUUGCUUCCUGUAGUGCUAUUGGGAAUUAUGCUCUUGCUCAACAUUCGUUCAUCAAAUCUGUUCAAGCUGAGAAAAUCAAUGUUGUUGCCUGGACCAACUUGGGGGUUUUGUAUCUGACAACUGGAAAUAUUGAGCAAGCUCAUGAAGCCUUCAAGAUAGCACAGUCUCUGGAGCCUUCUUACUUACUGUGUUGGAUAGGGCAGGCUCUUAUUGCAGAGACAGUAGACAGCUAUGAUACUAUGGAUCUUUUCAGGCACACAACUGAACUCAGUAUGCAUACUGAGGGAGCAAAAGGCUAUGCCUACUGGGUAUGUUCAACGCUGCAGGAUAAAAGCAACAGAAACACUGAACUAUAUCUGUACAACAUUGUUCAGAUGAAUGCUAUUCCAGCAGCCCAGGUGGUCUUGAGCAAAUAUACAGAAAGAAAUCCAGAUGAUGCAUGUUCUUUCAUGAUGCUUGGUUAUUUGAAUGAGCACCUGAAUCUAAAAAGGCAGGCAACAGAUGCCUAUGAGAGGGCAGCUUCAUUGCUGAAAAACUCUGCUGAUACUGAGAAAUAUAAUACAGCAAUGCAAAACUAUGGCAGGUGUCUGUGUGCCCUUGGCGAGUGUGAUAAGGCCAUUGAGGUUUAUACAUCAAUACCCUUAACAAAGUUUGAUGGCAUUGUGGGGAUAGCAUUAGCCUACUUCAAGAAAGGACUCAUACAAGAAAGUAUCAAAGGUAAGCAUCUGCCUAAUUCAAAGCAUUAUGGGACAAAUCUCUUGAGAGUAACCUUAUUUUUUUAUUUUGUCUGA
Messenger RNA from Neopsephotus bourkii (Bourke's parrot), 3595 nucleotides. It is a transcript of the gene SKIC3, whose product is annotated as SKI3 subunit of superkiller complex. Gene Ontology annotation, cellular component: Ski complex. Gene Ontology annotation, molecular function: protein binding. The transcript has 30 exons. The coding region runs from base 233 to 3595 and encodes 1120 amino acids. NCBI's taxonomy places the organism in Eukaryota, Metazoa, Chordata, Aves, Psittaciformes, Psittacidae. The record is from RefSeq and is a predicted model, not a curated record.